GAACGCAACGAGCCAGCCUGCUGUCUCGCCAUGAAUUUGCCCGUUUUAUUGCUAACAGCACUUCCCAUGUGCAUAGCACAAUUCACAAUACAGGGAUCCACUGAUGGGGAUCGAGUUUCCCAGGGUUUAAGAGUAGACGACGAGAGAGGACUGGAGUACAUAGGAGGACAAAGUGGGCAGGGUGGCUCCUCUAUUCAAGGUGCCACCGACGGUCAUUCGAAUUAUCAGAUUCAGGGUGCCUCGAAUGCCGGCGGACAAAGAUAUUUACAGUCAGCUGAACCUGAGACGUUUAAUAUUCAGGGACCCUCGGAUAGUUUCGGUACGUCAGGGUACAUUUCAGGCGUUCACGACACUGUACCAGGUGAACAGAAGUCUCUUUCGUACAGGGAUCCCAGCGGUUCGAGUGUCAGCUGGAAGUCCUUCGAUCGCAAGGUACCCCCAGAGCAACAACCGCAACAACAAUAUUCUGCUCCUCAGCCAGCACCCUAUAGGCCACGCGCACAAGCGAGGCCGCAACCGCAGCCACAACACCAACCACGUCGGCAACCACAAGCACCACAACAGCCUUUGAUACCAACAAGGCCGUUCGACAACGCUCCCUCGCACAUCAAGGAAAUCCUCCAAUAUCAACAGCAACUUCCGUACACGAACAUCGUUCCUGAACCCUACAGAUAUGACAACUUAAUAGCAGCAGCAGGAAAGCAGCAGCAACAGCAACAGCAGCAAGCUCUAUAUCAAAGCGACGAUCAAGAUCAACCUGAGCCACGACGUCCUAAUUAUCGCGGCAAAUAUAGACAAAGGCGACAGACGAAGCAACAACCACCAGUUGAACGUCCGAUUAGGUACAACAGUAAUCCGCCACCAGCCAGUAUCCAACAAGUACUGAAAUUCCAGUUUAAUACUCCAUACACCAAUGGAAUCCCUGAACCUUUCAGAUUCAACGCUGAGGCAGCUGCGCAGGAACAAUUGCAGCAGGUCCAGGCCCAUUACCGACAAUUAGCAGCGGAGGCAGCGCAUUCUAGGCAAAAAAGACAAGCGCAACAGUAUCAACAACAACAGCAAUAUCGUCAACCUCAACAGUAUCGUCAACCGCAACAACAACCACAGCCUCAACGACCACCACCAGAGCCGCAGCCUCAGUACAACCCCAAUGCUCCAGGCUACAUCCAAGAGGUGCUGAAGUUCCAAUCUCAGAUCCCUUACAAUAUCUUGCCCAAUCAGAUCUCCAUUCGUCCUGAGAAGCCGUACGUACCUCAGCCCGUUCAACCUGCAGCCGAGCCUCAAGUGCAGUACCAAGGCCAACGGGACCCGUAUCAAGGUCAAUCGAGUGCAUACAAUCAGGUGUACGGCGACCAGCCUCAGCUAUCUCAGUAUCAGCAAUCUGCUCCGGGACAGUCGCCGUUGCAACAGUACGGGAGCGGUAUUCGUCCUGUCACCGAAAACCAAUACUGAACGAUGAUUGAUGCAUGAAUUUUUUCUCUCCAUCGGACGUUCAUCUCGUUACCGAUCGAUAUACACGGGGCUGCGUGUAUCGAUAUUUUCAGAUCGUGUGUUAAAGAAAAUGAAAAAACAAAAGUAUAAUCGGAGAAAAAAAUCACUGCACAAUUUUGCUAGGUGAAAAGGAUUGUGUUGAAUAAGUAUCACAGCUGCGGAGGGUUAAUUAUUUAUCAAACAUGGAUGCGGCGUCGCAUUCAAUUCGUCGAAUAGAAGAUCAUUUUGUUGUUACUUCGUUACACGUAAAUUUAAUACUUUAUUAAAUAAACGAAUAGAAAUUAAAUGCUGGAGUUUGUUGAUUUUUGUAGGGUAGUAGUAGGAUUAAUGAGACUCGGAACCCCUUUUGGUUUGGAUGGCUUGGAUUUCUGGCUCGAAGGAAGAGUAUGGUAUU
Messenger RNA from Hylaeus anthracinus, 1885 nucleotides. Its product is annotated as bromodomain-containing protein DDB_G0280777-like. The transcript has 6 exons. NCBI's taxonomy places the organism in Eukaryota, Metazoa, Arthropoda, Insecta, Hymenoptera, Colletidae. The record is from RefSeq and is a predicted model, not a curated record. The coding region runs from base 31 to 1452 and encodes 473 amino acids.